AUGGGUCAGCUAGAUACAGCCCUGCUCGGCGCCGCAAUGGUACUGGCCAUCUACCUAUUCAACAUAUGCGCAACGCCACCAAACCCGUCGCCCCCGCAAAAGGGUCGGCAAAACAAAGAUCGCAUAGGGAUUUUACUAGGUCCAGAGACUCGACUUACUAUGAUUCGCUAUGCAGCCGUCUUCUGCUUCCUGUACCACACUUUAAUAACAGUUCUACCGGUCUAUGCAUCCAAGCACUUAGUGCAGAUUUGCCCGAAUGCGGAGAACCGAAACCCCGCGAUUUUCGAGUGGAGUACAACGACCACCCUUGCCUUGGCGAUGAUUUACGUCGGUGCUGCAAUUCGCAUCAUGGCAUUCGGUGGCUUGGGUCACUUUUUUACUUUUCAUCUUGCGCCGCCCGAUCGACUCAUCACCUCUGGUGUGUAUCACUGGAUUCAGCAUCCUAGUUACUCGGGAUUGCUGCUUAUCAUGGUGGCGACUUACACAUUGUUUGUUCGGUGGGAUGGGGUGUUUGCAUGUUGGAUUCCGAGAUCUACACUGGCGAUCCUGGAUGGAUGGGGUGUUAGCACCAUUACGAUUGCUGUGAGCUUUGGGGUGUCUCUCUUUGCUUUGCGGGUGAGGGAUGAAGAAGAGAUGUUGAAGCGGAAGUUUGGAAAGGAGUGGGAGGAGUGGCAUACUAGAACCAAGCGAAUGAUUCCUGGAAUUCUAUGA
Penicillium longicatenatum is the source of this 711-nucleotide messenger RNA. RefSeq names its product methyltransferase family protein. The coding region runs from base 1 to 711 and encodes 236 amino acids. Gene Ontology annotation, biological process: C-terminal protein methylation. Gene Ontology annotation, molecular function: protein C-terminal S-isoprenylcysteine carboxyl O-methyltransferase activity. The transcript has a single exon. NCBI's taxonomy places the organism in Eukaryota, Fungi, Ascomycota, Eurotiomycetes, Eurotiales, Aspergillaceae. The record is from RefSeq and is a predicted model, not a curated record. Gene Ontology annotation, cellular component: membrane; endoplasmic reticulum.